AUGGCAAGAGCUAUGGAGCCAUUCAAUUACCAGCCUCUGGAAACACUCGACACAAUUCGCGUGAUUCGUAUCAGACCCGCCGCGGGGCUCGAAGUUACCGAGAGCAUCUAUUGCGAUAUCGAACACGUUCAGAUAGGCCAGGCCUCCUAUGCCGCUUUGUCUUACGAAUGGGGCCCGCCUAACGCUGACGACAACAACAAUACCUUACCAGAGAACGACACUACCAUUUCCCUCAAUGGAAGUCUUAUCGCUGUUCGUCGUAACCUCCAUCACGCCUUGUCUCACUUGAGAACUUCCCUCUGUGGUCAACCCAUUUGGAUCGAUGCGUUGAGUAUCAAGCAAUCCGACACACUAGAAAGGAAUCAUCAAGUCAAACUCAUGGGUUCCAUUUAUCGCGGAGCCACUCAGGUGAUGAUAUGGCCUGGAAGAACUGAGGGCUUAGACUCGAACACGCUGGCUGCUCUCAACCGUCAGAGCGAUGAGUACGGAGAUAGUGCAAAGGCUACUGCUGAGACGAUAUCGGUCAUCGCCAAGAUAGUAGAGCUAUGCCAGAACGGAUACUGGAAGCGCGUAUGGAUCCAACAAGAGGUCUUCCUAGCCCAAAAGCUGGGUAUCAUGUACGGCCGGGAUCAACUUAUCCCCUACGAGACUUUUGAUUACCUGGUGUCUCUGAUGCUGAGUGGAGAAAGCCCUGUUACCGAAGACGUAAAGAACAAGAUUGGGAAGAGUGGUGCCCAAACACUUCUGAUGAGAAGACGACUAAGCCGAGAUCCACGACUGAAUCCCUUAGGAACAUGGCUGCGAAUCGCGUGCUACGACGAUCUUCAAACCUCUGAGCCGCGCGAUCUCAUCUAUGGUAUGCUUGGAGUCAGCUCUGAUUGCCAGGGUGGCGUUCUAAAACCGGACUACGAUGAGCUAUUGCUCAAUGUAUUUCUCGAAACGAUAUCGUUCUGCAGAUCGGCACGAAACUGGCAAGAUAACGACAUCUUCGAAGAGAUGCUGGCUGUGAGACUUGGGCUACCAUGGGACAGUGACAUGGAGACAAGGAUCCAGGAGUAUCGUCAACAGACAGCCACAGUACGGCGGGAAGACUAG
Messenger RNA from Alternaria infectoria, 1095 nucleotides. RefSeq lists its product as uncharacterized. The transcript has a single exon. The record is from RefSeq and is a predicted model, not a curated record. Lineage: Eukaryota; Fungi; Ascomycota; Dothideomycetes; Pleosporales; Pleosporaceae. The coding region runs from base 1 to 1095 and encodes 364 amino acids.